UUUGAAGGAAAAAAGAAGCCCCGAAAAAGAGGAAAAGAGAUUUUUUUUUUUUUUUUGGUUGAGGAAAUACUCUAUUUUUUUUUUUUGAGUAAAAAAAAUGUGGUUUUUAAGUGAUUAUUUAGCACAUUUAUGAGGUAGGAUGUCGAUCUCAUCUUCUAAGGAAAAGGAAGCAAAAGGGGUGGGAAAAGCAUUGGACUCUUAGGUGAACUCUACUUUCCACUUAUGGCUGAGAAUGAGGUUGUCGCUCUUCGAGAAGCCCUUCGCGACCAAUAUCUCGCAAUGGAAAAGCUUUACGCGGAACUAGAAGAGGAACGAAAAGCUUCAGCUUCUGGAGCGGACGAAGCGCUUUUCAUGAUCUUGCGACUUCAAGAAGAGAAAGCCAUAGAGAAGAUGGAAUCAUCGCAGUACAGGAGAAUGGCCGAAGAGAAGAUUCAACACGCCGAAGAAUGUGUUCGAAUUCUUAAAGAUGUAAUAUUUCAGAAACAAGUGGAAAUCAACUCCCUCAAAUAUCAAAUGCGGGCAUUAAAGCGCAAAUUAUUAAGCAUUUGCUUUAGAGAUUCUGAUUUUGAUGAAGUAAAUAUGUUCGACUAUCCGUGGUUGCGGAAAAGCAAUUUCUUUUCGGGCAGAGGAGGUUUCGGUCAUAUAGUACGCAGGAACGCCUCUUUACCGGCUCUUCGACUAGAAGAGUUGUGUUCGGAGAUUGAGUUCAUUGACGGCUACGAAAAAAAGGUUGGUGAAAAGUACGAAGAAAGCAAAUUGCACGUGUUAUCUAAGAAAUCGAACAAAACAGUGAAUGAUUGGCUACAAUCCAAGAAUAUCGAGGAAAAAAUCGGAUCAAAUUCGAUAGUAGAAAUCAAUGAAUCUAGAUGUGAUUCGCGGUACUCAACCGUGAAAGUUGGCAUGUACAAAUCAUCAAGAGAGGCUUCAUAUCUAAACUCCGGUGCCAAAUGCACUAAAGGAUUAUCGGAACUCGCAAACUUUACUAACCUGGAACCUGAAUCUGACGAUUUUGUGAACUCAGUUGAUGUUCAAGACAAAUUUGAAGUCCCAGAAAUUCUCGAGGAAAGUGAAGGAACAUCAAAGGAACUUUAUUUAGAAGCCAAGAACUUGAUCAAAGUAUCUUAUUUAAAGUCUCAAGAAGAUAAAACCAAUUUGAUAAGGGAUCAGGACAGGUCAGCAAACUGUCAUUCGGGUUCCGCUGACAAUGAGACUGGAAAUGCUAGAUUGCAAAAUGAUCUUGAAAAGAUCAAAUGUCAUAUACAGCAUGUCGAGGAAGAAGUAAAAAGAUUGAGGAAAAAUGGCUUCUCGAGGGGCAAGCAACAAUUGGAUUUAUUGCUUGAAUUACGCGAAAAGCUCGACUUGAUCACUACUCAGCAGCAGCAGCAGCAGCAGCAGCAGCAGCAAAUAGAAGAGAUUAAAGAUAGCAAGUCCAGAAAAAACACUCCACAGGAUAACUACUUAGUUACUAAUUUUAUGGAGGCUAUGUUAUCUUUUUGGCUUUGAUCUGGUUAUUGUCCUGGGACAUGGUUUAUUUUUCAAGGUUUUGGUGAGAGCUCUUUUGCUUAACAGUGGUUUCAUCAUCAGAGAAAGGAAAAAGAAAAAAAGAAAAUAGUGGGUUGUUGUAGCUCUUUUUUUUUUUUAAUUUUUUUACAGAAAUGGAUAUAUGUUUGUUAAAAAUAUGAAAAAAUGUCACUUGUAUAUAAAUUUACUCUAAAUUUUGUGAAAAAUGUUUGCGUGUUGGUAAUGUUA
Ananas comosus (pineapple) is the source of this 1749-nucleotide messenger RNA. RefSeq lists its product as uncharacterized. Lineage: Eukaryota; Viridiplantae; Streptophyta; Magnoliopsida; Poales; Bromeliaceae. The transcript has 4 exons. The record is from RefSeq and is a predicted model, not a curated record. Bases 223 to 1503 code for a protein of 426 amino acids.